Jaculus jaculus (lesser Egyptian jerboa) is the source of this 1174-nucleotide messenger RNA. It is a transcript of the gene Abra, whose product is annotated as actin binding Rho activating protein. The coding region runs from base 1 to 1143 and encodes 380 amino acids. Gene Ontology annotation, cellular component: sarcomere. The record is from RefSeq and is a predicted model, not a curated record. Gene Ontology annotation, molecular function: actin binding. Lineage: Eukaryota; Metazoa; Chordata; Mammalia; Rodentia; Dipodidae. Gene Ontology annotation, biological process: positive regulation of transcription by RNA polymerase II; positive regulation of Rho protein signal transduction. The transcript is spliced from 2 exons.
AUGGCUCCGGAAAAAAAGGAAAGGGAGGUGGGGCCGGUGAAGAGUGCCCUCCGGAAGGUUCGCACAGCCACCCUGGUCAUUAACUUGGCCCGAGGUUGGCAGCAGUGGGCUAAUGAGAACAGCACCAAGCAGGCUCAGGAACCUGCGGGCUGGCUGCCUGGAGGGACCCAGGACCCACCCCACGGUCCUAAGCCAGUGCUAUACCCAACUUCUGACCAGAAAGCUCAGGUGGCCCCCAAACCUCCAUCCCUAAAGCCAGAGGGACACGGAGGUGGACAGGUCUCCGAGGAAGCCACUGGGGUCUCCCAUAUCAAAAGGAAAGAGGUGACCCGAACAGUUGUCAGCAAGGCUUAUGAAAGAGGAGGAGAUGUGAGCCACCUGAGCCACAGGUACGAGGAGGGUGGCAUGUGUGAACCUGCUCAGCCAGAGAGUGACAUCGAUAGAAUCCUCCUCAGCCAUGAUUCCCCCACGAGGAGGAGAAAAUGCACCAACCUGGUGUCUGAGCUGACCAAAGGCUGGAAAGUCAUGGAACAGGAGGAGCCCAAGUGGAAGAGCGACAGCAUAGACACAGAGGACAGCGGCUACGGAGGGGAGGCCGAGGAGAGGCCCGAGCAGGACGCAGUGCAGGUGGCCGCGGCCAGAAUCAAACGCCCUUUGCCCUCCCAGGCUAACAGAUACACAGAGACACUGAACUGCAAGGCCCAUCGGAAAUACAGCCAGGUGGACAGCUUGAAAGGGAGAUGGCAACAGUGGGCUGAUCAACAUAUACAGUCACAGAAGCUCAAUCCUUUCAGUGAGGAGUUUGACUAUGAGUUGGCCAUGUCCACUCGCCUCCACAAAGGAGAUGAGGGCUAUGGCCGUCCUAAGGAGGGAAGCUUGACAGCUGAAAGAGCCAAGCGUGCCGAGGAGCACAUCCACCGGGAGAUCAUGGAGCUGUGCUUUGUUAUCCGCACCAUGGCUCGCCACAGACGAGAUGGCAAGAUCCAGGUUACUUUUGGAGAACUCUUUGACCGAUACGUUCGUAUUUCAGAUAAGGUGGUGGGCAUUCUCAUGCGUGCUAGGAAACAUGGACUGGUGCACUUUGAAGGUGAGAUGCUAUGGCAAGGCCGUGACGACCAUGUGGUGAUUACCCUACUGGAGUAACCCUCUAGCAAGACAAGCCUGACCCACUAUU